UCUAUCCAUCAAUGUUCGCAUUCGCAAAAUAUCACAAAAAAUAGUUUUCUUUUUCACGCACUAUCGCUUAAUAACACAAAUGAAAAUAGCAGCUAUACAGUUAUAGAAUAUCAAUCAAAUGUGCAGCUAUGACACAGCCGAACCAAGUAAACGUAGACAUUGAAAAUGUUCCUCCAUCCGAAGUAUCGCCUCGGAAUAAUGUUUUGGUCAGAUUGGACUCUAUUUCUAGGCCUUCGCCAGCAAACAGGAACAAUGUGGGGCUCGGAGACCGCCUUAGCAGUGUCUUCAGGGAGAUUAGACCACUCGUUGAGCAUGCCCGAAUGGGUAAUAAUGCAAGGUUAUCCCUUCCCACAUGGCUUCCUCGGAACCCACCUGGCACACAUCAAGCAACAGAAGUUCAAAGACCACAGAGUUCUAUAGCACAUGUGAACUUGGGCCCCAACGCCCAGACUUACAUAGUGAAUGAGCGGGUAGUGCUGGGGUCCCUGCCGUUGUCCCCGACACAUGGAAUGAGUAAUGUGGCCGUUGGGGAGCCUGAGGCCCCUGAGCCUGCUACAGACCUCCAGGACAUCAAUGUGUCUGUCAACCCAUCUAACAAUAACAAUAUACAUGACAAUGUGGAUAAUGAUAGCCAAAGUGAAGAUGGCACGCAACAGGUAGUAGAUGUGCGUGGAACACUGAACCUACUGAUCCGCUACGCGCCAUUCUACUUUAUCCUGUUCAUCAAGUUCCUGUAUGACGCGCGCGCAGGGCUCUUUGCCUUUUUCCUGCUCUUCUUCACGUUCUCACAUGGAAAUACUGCUGUUAAGCGAGAGCACGCCGCGCAACUGAACCGCAGCAUAUUAGGGCUCGGCUUCGAGCUGGCGUGGACGGCCGGCUUCGUGGCCGUGGUGCACUACGUGUUCGGCGACGGCAAGCUGCUGCCCAACGUGGUGAUGUUCCCCGCCUACGCCGGCCCCAUCGACGUGUGGGAGCUGCUGUGGCUGGUCGUGCUCACCGACCUCAUCGUCAAGAUCAUCACGGUGGAUGUCAAGAUACUGCUCACUAUGAUGCCUGCGUGCUUGCUGCCCUUUCAGAAAAGGGGUAAAGUGUACCUGUUCGUCGAGUCGGUGUCGCAGCUGUACCGCUGCCUGCUGACCAUCCAGCCCUGGCUGUUCUACCUCAUGCAGUCCUACGAGGGCUCCGAGAAGAUGGUCGGCAUGUUCCUCGUCUCCAUAUACGUGGUGGCUAAGCUGAUUGAGCUGCUCAUGAGGAUACGGCUCUUCAAGAACGCUACGUGGACCAUGCUGCAGAGUGUGAAUUUCGGCACGAAGCCAACGAGCGAGCAAGUCCUCGCCGCGGGUGAUGCGUGCUCUAUCUGCCACGACGACUUCAAGACGCCCGUGCGGCUGUCCUGCUCUCACAUCUUCUGCGAGCCCUGCAUCUCCGAGUGGUUCGACAGAGAGCACACGUGUCCGCUCUGUCGCGCCUCCGUCGAGGACGGCCAUGCGUGGCGGAACGGUUCCACGACCUUCGACUUCCAGCUGUACUAGUGUGAACGCUCAGCGGAAUAGUGUGGCGAGUUAGGGCUCGGUCGAACCUUUAAGUUCAAGUUAAGUCUUGACGUGAAGGCUCGACAAGCCAUCUAAUCGAAUGCAGUGGACUGCAUGGUAUGGACGGUAAAAGCACUUUGGUGUUCUAAAUGAGCUUUAGCGUGAUUCUUGUUUAGGUUAAGCUUUGGUUAAUUAAGCGGAAUGCCAAGCCGGUGUGACAGUCGGGAGCGAGAGAAUUCAUGUCUUACGUUUGCCUCUUGCGUGGAGGCGGUCGCGUAGCUCAGGGUGGUAUUCCAUCUGUCCAAUAUCUUGGUCCAAUGUCAUUGCGUCUCACUCUCUCAUUAAGCAAAAUGUGAGACAAAAUACACAUUGGACAAAGAAAUUGGAUAGGCGAAAUAACUUUCAUGCAUCCCAAAAAGGUUUAAUAUUACAAGUUAUAUAAAAUGCUCUUUAUCCUUUCGCACCUACACCAGACCGUGGAUAGAUCCGUGGAGUUUUGAUUAAUAUUAGAAUUCAAAGCCUACUUACACGGAUCUAAGUUCGUCACGCCGGCGAAGAUUGGCCUACAAGUUAACUAUCUCUGAGUUCAAGCGGGCGUCCAUUAGCGAAAAUAUUAUUUAAAUAUUGUCUUGUAGAAGGCUUUUUGUGUCAGUUCGUUAUUUAAUCUAUGUAUUCGGCUUCAAUAACCUAUUUUUGUGAUAAUUUUACGUCUAUAGGCCUUCUCUCCUUGUUUACUGAUAUAUAUUGAGGUAUAUUUACCUGUAUAUUAUGUUAGAUAUGUUUGUGGCUGAAUGCAAGCGCUAGGUCCGUCAGUGUCCCGGCCGGCAACCUUACCGCAACCGUGAUAUUAUAUUGGUCAGUGUAGAUAGUGUUUAAAGCUAUAUUUUCUUACUAUCCUUGUUGUACAUACAGUAGCGGCGUCGUGUCUAUAACACAGAUUACGUGAUAUUACAGAAGAAACGUUAGUCUUUAAAAACAUUUUAUAUUUGUCACGCGGUGGGAUUACCGUUCCUUUUUAAUGACGAGGAAUAAACUGAACUGAUCAUAAUAAUGAUAACUACCGAGAGCAGUAAUAAUUCGUGGAGUGUCUUCUCUGGUAUUACGUAAUCUAUGGGCACAGACAGCAAAGUAGGAUAGAUUUGAACCACGAAUGUGUCCAAAUUAUUGUUCCCUAUAAACCAUUAAGGUAGGUCGAUAAAAAUGUUCAAAAAAAAUUAGGGUUAUUCUUACUACUUACCAGCGAGUUGUCACCAGUGGUAACAACUGGGUUUUUUUUUCACCUACUUGGUUGUAACUAGUACAGUUUUAGUACUGUAUGAUACAGUGUACAUCACUGCUAGAUACUUGAAUUAUUAAAACAGCAUUCUGAAAUUACAAGGCGGUUUUUGGAGAUUCUUGCUUGCCACAUAGCUACUCUAAAAUGAUUGGUUUCUGAAGAAUUUCCCACUUUGUGCGGCAGUGAUAAACGUUUUUUUUUUUUCAAUAAUUCUUAUAAUUUAUUAAGAUUAAAAUUCAAUAUAUGCGAGGUAUUUACAUAUUAGCAUUCAAAUAGAAUUAGACCUUAUCACUGAGGAAUAAGGUUGACUAAAAUACGCUUAUAGAAUGGCGAUGUUCAGUGGCCUGUGCGACUGCGAUGCAAGUUAAUAUUGGAGGUUAUUCACUCCGUGCAUGGCUGUGGCGCCGCCCUAGUGGGCGUGGGACAUAUAUAUUGUUCAUUUGACAGUUGGCAGCUGACAAAUAGCAUGAACAUGUCGCCCUAGGAAACUUCAUAUUAUUCUCCACAUCGUGCGUUGGCGUCGCUUGUAUUUCCUCCACCACCAAUUUCGCACAUAGCCAAUAGCUUGGCGCCCAAUUUGCGCCUCCGCAUACUACUAGUGAUAAUGAUAUGGUAGCCUUAAUGCCUUUCUGAUAAGAUUUAAAAAUGAUCAGUUCACUGUGCAGUACAGUGUUUCUAGGUUCCUACGGCCUAAAUCCGCGUAGACUGUUGAUUCUUUACACCCUCAAAUUCAUAAAAUCCUGUACAGCCAAGGACCCAAGUUAAAUUGACAAUAAGAUUACUAGAUUAUGUAGUAUGGAUGAGAAACCAUACUCUUUUAUUUUUUACCCUAUUUUAUUUUAUUUUUUAAAUACAUAUAUCAAUUUUGGUUAUUAACCAUCCAUUAUCUCUCUGUCUUGUGUAAAUCGUAGUGAUGUUAAGCAAUGCUUUUUAUCUAUUUUAUUUUGAUAAUUUUCAUUAUAAUCCCCGUCUAUUCUUAAUUUAUUUGAAUAAUUCACAUACCUCUGACUGUUAAAUGUGGUAUCAUGAAAUGUAGUUACACUUUAAUAUGAAAUAUUAUUGAAGAUUUCACAAAACAUAAAGUAACGACUCCUGAUUUAAUUCCUAUGAAAAGAACUGAUUUUGAAGACAAAAAUAUGAUUUUAAUCGCAUUUAAGUUAUAGUUUUCGGCUCAAUUUUAGUAAUAUAGAUUAGUUUUUAGGUUGAUGAUCCAAAAAAUGCCAAAACAAAUAUAUGUAUUAAUGAUUACAUUAUAGAAUAAUUAAAUUUCCUAAUUUCCAUAAAUUCCGCGCCACAACAAUAGUAACUUGCCCAUUCAAAAGUGAACAAUGUCAUAGAUCUGAAAAUCGCUUGCGUUGGUGACAUACUUGUUGGAACCAAAGAGAAUAGAUAGUGUAGAGGGGUCCUGUCAUAGUAAAUUUUGUAGUCACAGUAAAUUUACUGCCAUCUAUCGACACACGACUAAAACUCAAAAUGAAAACGUAUAAAACUAUCGAAAAAAUUUAAAUAUAUGGAUAAAUGAUUUUAUUAUUUUUAAGAUUUCUAGUAACAUGGAAUAGUGUUUCGCUAGACCUUUCAUUACAUUUUGAAUACAUAUAUUAAUAACAGGUACACAGUGGGUGUACCUGUUAUUAAUAUGGGUUCAUGGGUUUGACAAACGUAAUUUACAAAACAUCAUUAAAGUUUUAAUGUUCUCGCUUAAACCUAAAACGAUCUUCAUAAUUUUGUACCUACCAUAGAGCUUACGAAUACUUAAGAGUUUGUGCGGAAAGAGAAGAGUCGUGGAAUGUAAGGGAGCCCAUACAUUUCACGAUUCUUCUCUCCGCACAGACUAUAGCUGUAUUGCAGUUUCAUUAAGUAUACAAAUUCACUAAUUAACGCCCGUUAUUAGGGUUCCGUACUUCCGUAGUCAACUAGGAACCCUGAAAAGUUUCGCGUUGCGGUGUUUGCCACAACUUAAAACAACAUGUAAAUUAUUUAAAUACUUAUAUAUAAGGACAUUGUGAUAAAAAUCAUGAAUCGUGUUAUUUAUUUUAUAUUUAAUUAUGAAUCAUUGCUCUAUUAGUAAUUAUUAUAAGCACACUUGCACAAAUCAAGAUGUACAUAUUUAUGUUGAUUCUCCAUACGAAGUACACGUCGCGUCAUCAUCUCGUGUUUUGAGUUUAUAACCAUUUGCCUAGUCAGAUUGCCAAACUUUACCUUUGCUUCUAUUACGUAUGUAGGUACUAUCCAUAUUUGAGAUAAACAGACAUUACAAAAGCGAUGGAAAUGGAAUCAGUUUGCAUAAACAGUAAUCAUUCAGAAAUAAACCUAAUUUUCCUCUACUCUCAGAUAUUGUAAGGCGGCAUUUGAAUAUUGUUUCGCAUUUACCACUAGUUUGUGAUUGACAUUGUUUUUAUACUUUAAUCCUUUUCCAGGCAUAGAAUCAUUUAUCGACCACAUACGCGACGCGCAAUAGAAUUUCAACUUUAGCAUUCGGAUUUAAGGUUCAAAUUAGAUUGCACUUUCGGGAAAUGUGACUUGUCUUCAAAUGAAUCAUUAAAGCUGGAUUAAUUGGAAUAUAUAUUUGGAUUUUGUGGGAAAACCUUGUAGAUUGGUGCGGCCUGGAAAAGUGUUAACGUAUACAGAAAAACAACAAUAUUUAAAUCACUUCGCCUAAUUAUAUUAUGCGUGUACUAUAGACUUUAUGAUUAUGAGAAUAAGGUAGAAAAUGAAAUGUAUAAAAACAAUUUGCUAUCAGAAACUAGGGGUAACCAAGGUGUACUUAUUUACGACAUGUCAUGAACAUUCCAUUUAUCUAUAAGUUAAUUACCUACAAGGUGUUCUAAUGUUAUAUAAUCUAACUUUAUGUGCGUAUACAAAUUUGUUGUUUCCAGGAAUUUAAGUACGGUGCUUAGAGAUAUUUCCGAAUAAAGGGUUAAUUCCGAAACUGUUCUUCGAAAUAAAGUAUGAAAGGAAAAGUAAUGUCCAGCGAGCUGCAAAAGUACACACCCACUUUAUGAUUGAAUUCCAUUCAUAAUGUGUCCAUGUAAAUUUGCAGCACGCCGUAAGUACAUUGGAUCAUCAUCAUCAGUUUUUAUUCAGGAUUUUUACUAUUUUCGGAAUGAUCCAAAGCACAGUUUAAAGUAGAGGAGUGCCGUAUUGUAAAUAUGAAUAGAGUCUGUGCGGAAAGAGAAGAGUCAUGGAAUGUAUGGGGCCCAAUACAUUACACGACUCUUCUCUUUCCGAACAGACUACUAUGUAGAUGAUUACGUUCGAAGGCAAGACACACUACACGCGGCGGAAGGAGGCUACGACAAUAAAAUCCAAUGUUUACAAAGAUUCAUCUUCCUAUCCGUACUCUGAUCCGUCCGUAUGUCCUCAUGAUAUCUAGGCGACAGUCGGGUCAAUCGGGGUCGGCAAUAGUAUUCAAACCCCUUCUAAUAUUGAAUGCCGGAUAAAAACAAUCCGAAUGUCGCAAUAAUACAACAUUGUGGUUUAGUAACGAAGUGUCACGAACGCAGUCCUCAGCAGUAGAUUGUUAUGUUACUCGAAACGGACUCUGUGUUACUAAGGAAUAAUGCACAUGGUGCUCGAAAACUCCUUUUGAGGAUCCGUAAUAACGAAGCAACGAGUGACUUAAACUGUACCUCUGUAUUGUGAAUUAAUGAACCCCUGUAGAUAAAAUAUAUGAAUUAAAAGAUUACCAAAUUGAAAUAUCAA
Cydia splendana is the source of this 6510-nucleotide messenger RNA. Its product is annotated as E3 ubiquitin-protein ligase RNFT2. Bases 129 to 1532 code for a protein of 467 amino acids. Gene Ontology annotation, molecular function: ubiquitin protein ligase activity. Gene Ontology annotation, biological process: positive regulation of ERAD pathway. The transcript has 7 exons. The record is from RefSeq and is a predicted model, not a curated record. Lineage: Eukaryota; Metazoa; Arthropoda; Insecta; Lepidoptera; Tortricidae.